AUGACGUUCACCUGUGACCAGUGUGGAAAAAAGUGGGCCACAUCCUCCAGACUGAAAGUACACUACAGAACUCACACAGGAGAACGGCCAUACAGCUGUGACCAGUGUGGAAAUAAAUUUAAAGAAUCUGGUGCACUCAAACCCAUAACUUUGACUGUUUGGUUGAAGGACUUCCAGAACUCUCUGCCACUGCUCCUAGCUACAGGAUCCUACGACAGAAUGACGUUCACCUGUGACCAGUGUGGAAAAAAGUGGGCCACAUCCUCCAGACUGAAAGUACACUACAGAACUCACACAGGAGAACGGCCGUACAGCUGUGACCAGUGUGGAAAUAAAUUUAAAGAGUCUGGUGCACUUAAAGCACAUAUGAGAAUCCACACAGGAGAACGGCCCUACAGCUGUGACCAGUGUGGGACCGAAUUUAAACAGUCUGGUGCACUUAAAGCACAUAUGAGAAUCCACACAGGAGAAAGGCCCUACAGCUGUGACCAGUGUGGGAAGGAUUUUAAACAGUCUGGUGCACUUAAAGCACAUAUGAGAAUCCACACAGGAGAACGGCCAUACAGCUGUGACCAGUGUGGAAAUAAAUUUAAAGAGUCUGGUGCACUCAGGGCACAUAUGAGAAUCCACUCAGGGGAGAAGCCAUUUGAAUGUGACCAGUGUGGCAAGCAAUUUAAAUAUUCUCAAGUCCUCCAUCAACAUAUGAGAAUCCACACAGGAGAACGGCCGUACAGCCAGGGCUCCAGGACGGUGGCGGACUACACCAUUGACUUCUGGACGCACGCGGCAGAGGUGGAUUGGACAGACAGCACUCUGCAGGCUGUUUUCGUGCGGGGGCCUGAAAUGAGCACCUAA
Messenger RNA from Periophthalmus magnuspinnatus, 855 nucleotides. RefSeq names its product zinc finger protein 239-like. The transcript has 4 exons. Bases 1 to 855 code for a protein of 284 amino acids. Gene Ontology annotation, molecular function: DNA-binding transcription factor activity, RNA polymerase II-specific; RNA polymerase II cis-regulatory region sequence-specific DNA binding. Lineage: Eukaryota; Metazoa; Chordata; Actinopteri; Gobiiformes; Gobiidae. Gene Ontology annotation, biological process: regulation of transcription by RNA polymerase II. Gene Ontology annotation, cellular component: transcription regulator complex; PcG protein complex. The record is from RefSeq and is a predicted model, not a curated record.